Messenger RNA from Plasmodium fragile, 2952 nucleotides. RefSeq lists its product as uncharacterized. Lineage: Eukaryota; Apicomplexa; Aconoidasida; Haemosporida; Plasmodiidae. The transcript has a single exon. Gene Ontology annotation, cellular component: nucleus. Gene Ontology annotation, molecular function: DNA binding; ATP binding; 3'-5' DNA helicase activity. The record is from RefSeq and is a predicted model, not a curated record. The coding region runs from base 1 to 2952 and encodes 983 amino acids. Gene Ontology annotation, biological process: recombinational repair.
AUGGAGAGGGGAGAAGUGAAGCGGCGCAAGGGAGGUGAUGACGAUACAAAUGAAGAACGGUUGGAUCCACCGAAUAUGCGCCUCAAUGUGAUGAAGGACAAGUCAUGGAACAGCGAAAGCAUGUUUAAUAGCGUCCUGUUCAGCAACCUAUCGAAGGAACAAAUUAAAAUAGUACAGGUGCCCCUUAACAAGAAUUUAUGUAUAAUUGCCUGUCCAGGGUCAGGUAAAACGUCCACGCUGACUGCACGCAUUAUGAGAAGCAUCAUUGAAAAAAAAAAGUCUGUUGUUUGUAUAACUUUCACAAAUUAUGCAGCAAACGACUUGAAAGAAAAAAUUACAAAAAAGGUUAACUGCUUAAUAGACCUAUUCUCAGAAACAGAUGUGAAGUGUAAACUCUUUACAGACAAAAACUCCAAGAAGAAAUACGACACGGGUACCAAGAUUCAUAGCAAAACGAAACUGAAAGUUCUGCACACGAUCAUGUUCAUAGGUACGAUCCAUUCCUUCUGUAGGUAUCUCCUUGUCAAGUAUAAAGGACCGUUCAAAAUAUUAACAGACUUUAUCAGUUCAAAUGUUAUAAAAUUAGCUUUUAAUAAUUUUUAUGCUUGCUUUUUGAAAGGAAAAUCUGCCCAAGGGGCGGGAGAAAAUUUUUUCGCGUCAGGAAAAGAUACAAAAGAUGACCAUAAAGGGUCAUUUGAUUUUAUGAACUUUUUUAAUAUUUUAAUGAAAAGCUUUAGUAAGAGGGAUGCACAGCAGAUAGAGGAUGAGGCAGAGGGGCAGGCAGACGAAGAUGGAGAAGGGGAUGAUGAAGAUGGUGACCAUUAUUAUAACUACCUUUACCACGUUCAACACGAGAACAACAGGAAGGACCACUUCGAACAUGCUGAUAUACCAACCAUGCUCAAAAAGAAACACAUAUUAUUUUUGAAGAAAAAAAUAAAGCUUUUCAAAUAUGUGGAGCUGUAUCGGAUGAAGAUCGAAAUGAACCGCGUGGAGGCAAGGUUCUACGCAGAGUACAAAAAGAUAUUGGACGGUGCCAAACAUAUUUACUACGACUUUGAUGAUCUGCUCAUCGAGACGUACAGACUGAUGAAGGAGGACGAGCGUGUCCGCGACAGAAUUCUGGCCGAGUGGCACUACGUCUUUUGUGACGAGUUCCAGGACAUCAAUACGACCCAAUUUAACAUUUUGAGGUUUUUUGCCAAUGAGACUUGUGGCAGGAGGGAGGAGGAAAGAGGGGCGCCACACAAUGCAAACACUUCAAAUGGAGCGAAUCAGGAACCCCACCCCUACCGUGCCCACGAGUCGGAUAGAAGCCUCACCGUGAUUGGGGACGACGAUCAAUCCAUUUACUCCUUCAGGGGAGCCCACAUUAACGUCUUCGAAAAAAUUAUAAAAGAACAAAACUGCCUGCUAUUCAAACUAGGUACUAAUUUUAGAAGCACCAAAGAAAUCGUUAGGGUUUCUUACAACCUCAUCCUGCACAAUGCUUGUUGCAGAAUAGAAAAGGAGCUACGCACAAACAACGUGCAGGGAGAGAAGGUGAAUUUCCAUGCCUUAAAAACGAACAAUGAUCAAGUGUCCUUUAUCCUUUGUCAAAUCAUUUUUUUAAAAAAAAAAUACAGUUACAAGUUCGGCGAUUUUGUUAUCCUGUCUAGGACCAACAAGACGUUGAAGGAGACUCUCAAGUGCAUUAACAGCGUGGAUGUCAGGAGGAGGGCCGUUAAAUUUUUUCAUGAACUGGGUAAGGGGGCAAAAAGUGGGGCCAGUGGUGUGGUAAAAAGUGAGGAGAGUGAUGGGGCGCUCGGGGGGGACCAUCACUGGACAGACGUAACCCCAGAUACAUUCAAAAUACCCAUUAAAGAAAUGAACAGAAAGAAAUCCUUCUUCGGGGCGAAGGAAAUCGUAGAGUUAAUAACUGUGCUCAGAUUCCUCCUCAACGUGGACGAUGACAUAAUAUUGAAGAAGGCCUUUAAGAUUAUAAAAAAUGACAAGGCGGUGCAGGGAAUAUUGGACAAGCUAGAAAGCAGCGACUUGGGAGACACCUCACAAGAGGGAGAAGUAUCCUCAAGCGCUGAAGGAGGAAAUGGCCUCUCCCUUUUCAACCGUAUUGAGAAAAUCACCCGUUGGUACAUCCUCUGGAAGAGAAAUCAAUUGAACACAGAUGAGGUCCAGCACCUAGACGUAUUCACAGAAGAGGAGAUAAAAAUAAUAUUAGACUUUUUUUUUUGUGUAAAUUAUUUUAUAAAAUUCGCUUCGCAACCUAAAUCUGUGUACAGUCUGGUGAUGGACAUGUUCAGAAAAACGAAUUUCGUCAAUAGGAUUCUUAAAAGGGUAAAGCGCAGACGGGAACCCGAGGUGAUGCAAGGGGACAAGCAGAACGAGCGGCAGAAGAACGAGCGACAUGAGGGGGAGGAAGAGCAGUCGCAGCAGCGGAAGAAGCGCGCCUUCAAAGAGUGUACUAGUGAGAGCGAUACCAACCACCCCGAAUUAGUGAACGAACUUAAAAUCAAGCGCGAUCUCCACACCUACUUCGGAAUCAGUGAUGAAGAUCUGGAGGAACACGAAUUACAAAAUAUUUUUAUUCUGUUAGAGAUGAUUAUGCAGUACACACCUAACCAAAUAAAUAAAAAAUGCUCAGACUGUCUCAUUUCCUUCCUGAAUGAUUUUAAAAAUGACAUACAUGAGAAAAUGUUAGUAGAGAAGGUCACCCUCACGACCAUACAUAAGUCGAAGGGGUUGGAGUGGAAGGUCGUCUUCAUUGUAAAUGCUAUGGAAGGAGAAAUUCCUCAGGCGGCGGAAAAUAAUAGGGACAUAAUUGAGGAGAGGAAAAUUUUUUAUGUUGGCAUUACUAGAGCCAAGUUUUUCUUGUACCUGCUCUGCUUCUUGCAGAACAAUCAUACGGGGGAGAAGAACACCGUCUCGAGGUUCGUCAGUCAGAUGGCCAUUUGA